AUGAGCACUGCUCUGGUUAUCCAUGCACCCGCCAGGAAUGAGCUCGUUCCUCAGUUGCACGGGUUUCCUACUCACUUGAACACCGUGUAUAUGGGAGAGCGCGAAGAGGAGAUUUCGCGUUUGGCCUCACAACAUCAUUUCAGCGAAUACAGCCGCAGCAAGUUUGGUUCGCAAGGGGCGCCGAUUCGUUACAUUCCCUUGUCCAUACAAGCUCCAGAAGUCUUCCGAGAGCUUCGUUCACGUCAAGUUCGUUCUUCAACCACAAAAACAUGGUGGCAUCAUGAACUCCCACAACCUACUUCACCUGUCACACCAGUGCUGUUAGGUCCCACUGGUCUAGCUCCGGAUGCUAAAUCCGAGUCCGACGAACUUUCGAGGAAGUUAUUUGCUGCAAUGGAUGAGCAAUUAACCUCGCCACAUUCUCAAGCUCAAGCUGCGUUUGGGCAGUCGCGACAUAACGUCAAGACUUCUGUUUCUCAUCCCAUUAAAUUGUCCUUCAUAAUACCUUCUGAACUUUUGGCUCUAGUGUCAUCUCAUUUACUCCUCACCCCAUCCGCUCACUCUUUCACCGUAAAGCAACCGACCAUCUUCGAGCUACCGUCUCCGUUCACCCUUGACCGGUUGACCAAUCUCCAAUACCCCAUGUUUCGUCCUGACUCGCAAGUGAGGUGCCCACCCACAAUGGCUGGUCCGCAUCCCCAUCACUCUGAAACGACAUUUGCGUGUCAUCUACAAACGCGUUCACACGUAUCUGAAGCCCUUCAAGCCGCCAUGAACUCCCGUUUUCAAAGCGGAACUACUACAUCGCCCCAUCAGAAGGUUGCUGGAGUACCUUCUCACGAAAACGGUACUCUCAAGACUUUCCAUACCACGACGCCUUCCGUUGCUCUAUCUGUGUCGGUUACGCAAGUGAAUAAUACAAACGACCCUUUUGGGGCUUUAAGUACGCCACCCAUAGAUACACGUCUUUAUCCUCCCCCUACUCCUUUCCGAGGAUCCUAUUUUGGGUCCGAAGAUGAACAUAUCCAAUCUUCACCUUCAACACCAUUACCGUCCAAGACGGUCCAGAGCCGAACCUUGGGUAACCUAAUUCUCUCUUCUUGCCCAGGUAAAAAAGUUCGGCUUGACGGUCCUGUGAGAGGUCGGUCGGUUGUCCACCGGGACCUCGAGUACGACCUUCGGCGAAUGAAAGAUAUGGGCAUUGGUUGUAUCGUUUGUUGUCUGGACGACUCUGAACUCGAGUUUCUGGGAGCACCUUGGCCGGAAUAUGAACGGAUAACAAGAAUGAUAGGUUUGGAUGUUUUACGAUUACCCACGCCUGAGGGCCUGCCUCCAACCCUUUCACCCGAUGCCCUCGACACAGAACUUACACCUUUAAUUAACCGAUAUACCCUGCAAGGCGUUUCUAUACUUGUCCACUGUCGAGGUGGUGUUGGUCGCGCGGGGGUUGUCGCUUGUUGCUGGACAAUCAAGCUAGGUCUUUGUGGGUGGCUCGACCCAAAUGCCACCGGUAAUCCUGCUGAAUCUGUUCGAUUCGUUGAAAAAGUCGUUUCCGUUCUAAGGCGGAGACGCGGUGCAAAAGCUGUCGAGACAUAUGAGCAGGCAAAAUUCCUCGUUGAUUAUGUGGAAUACCUGAGGAGCAGCGAGUAG
Molecule: messenger RNA, 1650 nt
Organism: Marasmius oreades (fairy-ring Marasmius)
Lineage: Eukaryota; Fungi; Basidiomycota; Agaricomycetes; Agaricales; Marasmiaceae
Exons: 6
Coding region: 1-1650 (549 amino acids)
Biological process (GO): dephosphorylation
Cellular component (GO): nucleus
Molecular function (GO): phosphatase activity
Source: RefSeq, a predicted model, not a curated record